Messenger RNA from Paramecium pentaurelia, 4345 nucleotides. The record is from the annotation of a GenBank genome assembly. NCBI's taxonomy places the organism in Eukaryota, Ciliophora, Oligohymenophorea, Peniculida, Parameciidae.
AUGAAAGAUGGAAAUUUUGAGAAAACAAUGACAGAGCCAUCAUAAAUGAUAGAAGAAGAAGUAUUAGUGUAUAACUAAGAAAGUGGAUUAUAUGAACGUAAACUAAUUAGAAGAUAAUAUGAUGCCAAAAGAGAUUCCACUUUGUAAUUAGGUUAAUUGAAGGAAUUUGAUUAAAGCGGAAAUAAGAUUCUUUCAAGAAAAAUAAUAGAGAAUUUAGAAUCUAGCUAAUAAUUGCAAAAGGGUGGAUGGUUUAAUCAUUAAGGAGUGUUGGAGAAAACAAUUAAUGUAUAGGAACCUGAUAAAUUCAUAGAAGAGGAAGUACUAAUAAUAAAUCCAAAGACUGGCAAAUAGGAAAGAAGAUUAACAAGGAGACCAUAUUAACCUGGAGAUGAGAAGAUGGAACUGGGUGAUAAUAUUCUUGAUUAAUAAAGUGGAAGAAAAAUAGUAUCAAGACGUAUAAUAGAGAAUGAUAGUUCAUCUGAUUUUUAAUUGUAAUAAGGAUGGAAAUAAAUAUCUGCUGGAAUGUUUGAAGUAUAAUUGUGUUCAGCUGAACCAGUGAAAUAUAUUGAGGAAGAGAUCCUAAUUGUCAAUAAGUAAACAAAAUAAAUGCAAAGGAAAAUUAUUAGAAGACAAUUUACUAUUAAAGAUUAGAAUCUGAAAUUUGGAGAUGACAUAAAGGAGAAGGAUACUUAAGGAAAUAGAAUAUUGGCAAGAAGGCUGAUUGAGAAUGUUUAAUCUUUAAUUUAAUUGAAAAAAGAAGGAUGGACUAAAUUAGGUGAUGGAACAUUAGAAAAAAUAUUAUCAGCUAUAGCUUAAAAAUUAAUUGAGGAAGAGAUUUUAGUAUAUAAUCCAAGAACAGGGAAAUAGGAAAGAAGAUUAACAAGAAGACCUGUAAUGUUGGAGGAUGAUAAAUUUAAAGUUGGAGAAUAAAUUAAUGAAUAGUUAAAUGAUGGUACUAAAAUAGUUGCUAGAAGAAUAGUUGAUAGUGAUUUUGCAUUAACUAGUUGGCAAUAGAAUGAUUAAGGAGUAUUAAUCCAUUAAAUUAGUUAAGCUGAACCAAUGAAAUAUAUUGAGGAAGAAGUUUUGUAAGUGAAUCCAAAGACUGGGAUGAUGGAAAGGAAAUUAAUAAGAAGGCCAUAUAAUGAUUAGAAUGUAAAAUUUGGAUAAAAUAUUAAUGAAAAUAAAGAUGAUAGUACAAUUGUAUUAUCAAGAAAACUAGUUGAAAAUAAUGAGUCAUUAGCUUAAUGGAAAAGAUAAUCAAAUGGUUAAUUGAUAAAAGAAAUUAAUCAUGAAGAACCAGAAGAAUAUAUUGAGGAGGAAAUUAUAAGGAUCAAUACCAAGACAGGUAAGCAAGAAAGAAAAAUAAUAAGAAGACCCUUUACAGAAGAUGAUAGAAAUGCAAUUAUUGGUGAUCAAAUAAUUGAUGAAAUUAAUAAUGGCUAGAAAGUUAUUUCAAGAAAAAUUAUCUCGAAUCUUUGUUCAAGUGAUAAUUGGAAAUAAAAUGAAGAUGGCCAUUUUGAGAUUAUAAUUGCUUAAUAGGAACCAAUUAAAUUUAUUGAAGAAGAGGUUCUUUAAUAUAAUAAAGAGACUGGUUUGAUUGAAAGAAAGAUUAUCAGAAGUGUAUUUUCAGAAACAGCAUAAUUAGGUAAUAAUUUAUAAGAAAAUGAUGGAAAAGGAAAAAUUAUUAUAUCUAGAAGAAUUGUUGAGAAUUUGUUAUCUUCAGAAUAACAAAAGAAAGAUGGAUGGAUCUAAAAUGAAGGAAAUCUGGAAUUUUUAUUUAAUUCUUAAGAAUCUUUGUAGAUGGUAGAGGAAUAAAUAUUAAUUAAAAAUUCCGAGAGUGGCAAAUAUGAAUUAAUUUUAAGGCGUCGUCCUUAUGUUGAAGGAGAGGAAAUAACUAAUCCAAAAGAUGGAUUACUUUUGUCUAGAAAAAUAAUAAAUAAUAAUCAAUCAGAAGGAUAAUUAUUUAAUGAGGGUUGGAGUAGAAUAAAUGGAUAAUUAGAAAAGAAGAUUGAAAAUGUAAUAAAUCCAAUAUUAUCAAAUAAAUUGAUUCCUGAUGAUCCUACUUCAUUAUAUUAUCUUGAAGAAGAUCAUAUUUUGAUAAAUCCAAAUACACAUGAGUAAGAAAUACAUGAAAUAAAAUUCCCAUAUCAAGGUAAUUAACAUUAGAAGAUUGGAGAGGGUUUAAGGGAGAGUGAUGAUUCAGGAAAUUAAAUUAUUGCUAGAAAAAUAGUUACUAAUAUAGAUCCUGAUUAUAAUCCAUAUUAAGAUGUAGAGGAAAUUACAGAGAUUAUAGGAAGUGGAAAAAAUAAUGAAUUUUAUGCUAUUUAAAAAUUGGUUAAUAUCACUUAAGUGAUUAUUAGUAAAAAUUUGAAUGAGAAAUAACCUAAUGGAUUUAUUAUUAGAUCCAGAGUUGUUAUUAAUGAAUAUUAAAAGACUGAAUAAUAAGGUUGGAGGAAAUUGAAUGAAUUAGAAAUCCCUUUAGGAAUUAGAUAAUGGAAUUAGAAUAAAAGAUCUAUGUAUUAAAUAGAUGAGGAUAGUUAGGAACAUAGAGAUUCUUAAUAUAGAUCAGUUGAUGAAUAGAAUUAGAUUAGGAUUUUGGAUUAAUAGUAGAAUAAUGGAAAAUAUGUAGAGGAAGAGAUUUUGUUAAAGAAUUAACAUAGUAAUAAAUAUGAGAGAAGACUUUAAAGAAGAUAUACAAAUGAAAAUACAUUUGGUGAUGAUUUGGAAGAAUUUAUUUAAGAUAUUAAAUAUCUUUCUAGAGCAGAAGUUUAAUUUUAAUUAGAAUUAACAAAGUAAGGAUGGAUUGAAGUUGGUAAUUAAGUAUUGUAAAGAAUUAUUGCUAAAAAUGAGACAUUAUAGAUGAUUGAAGAGGAGUUUAACAAUAAAGAAAAACAAAUAUAAAUGUUUAUUCUAAAACCUUACAAAAAUGAAUAGAUUUAUAUAGGAGAAAUGGAUGAGUUGUAAGAUAAUGGAUUACAUUUAAUCAGAAGAUAGAUAAUUAAUAAUAGAUCUUUGGCAUACUAUAAGAAUAAUGAUUUUAUUAAGAAUAAGGAUGGAACUUUUAUAAAAUAAAUUAAAGGUAGUAUCACAAUGAAGAUACCAAAAUAUUAACAAUAAAAUUUUGUUAGGAGACCUACAUAGAGACUAUCUUAAAUUUAAUAAAUUGAAUAACAUAAUAAUAAUAUAAUUAAGAUUGGAAUAACAGAAUAUGGAUAAGAUGAACCUGCCAUUGAAAAUAAAACUACAAAUUCUGAUAUUUCAGAAACUGAUAAGAUGUUUAUAAAAUAAUUAGAAAGAGGGAAUAAGAAAGAUAGAUCAAAUAUAUAUUAAAAUAUUUUAAAUGAUGAAUAAAUCAGAGGUAGGAUUAACUCUGAUAAAAAUAAUGAUAGUCCUUCAACACCUUUUAGUGAAUGUGCUAUACCUAAUAAAAGUAAAUUAUUAUCGAAAGUAUUGAAUAAAUUCAUUAAAAAAUCAUUAUCUUAAGCUAUGAAUGAGUUUUAAUUAAUUUAUUUAGCUUUCAGAUAAAAAAAGAGAUAAAUUUAUCAAAAAAAUUCCAUUAAUUUAAUUAAUAUUCUAGCCAAUCUAUUUUAUCGUUAAUCUUUUGAAACUUUGAUAGAACACAUUUAAAAGAAUGUCAUUGAAUUUGAUGAAGAUGAUGUUAUUAAAUAUAAUGAAAUGUUAGAUGAGAAUAAAAUAAUUGCAAUGGAAAUAUAACCUACUGGAAAUGAAGGAUAAGCAGCAGAGCCAGUUGAAUUAAAUAUUACACCUCCAGAAAAAAAGAGAAUUCUUAAAAUUAAACCUAAAGCAUCACCAGAAAGUAAAAUGUUUACUAGUACUAAAAAUGAAUAUGCAUAACCCUUUUAACGUAAAAGUGUAAUCCAUAAUACAAUGAAGGUUUAAACUCAAUAUUAAAGAUCAACUAGUAGAGCAUCAACUGUUAUUAAACUAAAUACUUUAUAAAGUUCUUAAAGUCUCAAACCCACAAAUUAAAUAAUGUAAUUAUUUUUAGAAUAUUUCAUAGUGGUAAUUCACUUUAAAAUAUCUCAGUUCCAAUAGGAUAUCAAUAAUCAAAAAGAAAUUAAAAAAAGAGAACUACUAAAAUUAAAGAAACUCUAGAAAAAUCAAAUUCAUAGAGUAAUAAAUUUAGUUAAACACCCUUAUCGUAAUCUUAGGUAUUUAUAUCAAUUAAUAUUAUUAGGCAUCAAUAAGUUAAAAUUAAUCUUUAGCAUCUUUGUAAAAAUAAAAUUCUUAAGAAUAAUUGGCAUAAAUAUAAAAGAAUAAAUUAGCAUAAUAAUUUAAAAGAAUGGGAUCAGUAUAAUUAUCUGGAACAUUCAAAAAAUCAUGA